AUGGCGCUGCGACUUCGAGACGAACCUGCAUGGAAGACUUUUCUCAUGGCAGCUAGUAUUCCGGAUGAAAUCGCGGCUAAAUACGCUACAAUACUAGUCGAAAAUCAAUUAACCGAAGCAACAAUAUCUCAGCUAACUGUAGAACACUUAACGGCAAUAAACAUUACCGUUCUUGGCGACGUUUUAGCAAUUCUUGGUCAUAUCCAGACUGUACUCUCCUCUCCAGCUCUGCAAGCACCGCACGUCGAAAGUACUACGUCUACAGCCGCACAGUUCAAGCCUCCACCUGCCGCCAUCAAGCUUCCUUCAGUGAGUUCUAACAUGACACAUCCUCAGUUUCGAAAGUUCCUCAUUGAUUGGACCGUAUACAAGAAAAUCACUCGCCUACCUACCUCAGAGUUUGCCUCGCAUUUAUACAGCACUUGUGAUGAAUCCGUUCAGAAUACACUCAUUAACUCCUUCCCAGAGUUUUUACAGUUGCCUGAGGACCAAAUGCUUAAGACCAUCGAAAGUGUUGUGACGAAACGUGCUAAUCCCGUCGUGCAUCGAAUGAACUUUGGUAAUUUAACACAGCAUGAGUCUGAGUCAAUCCAAGAUUUCUUAGUUCGCAUACGAACUCUCGCUAUUGACUGUGAGUUCUCUUGCCCUACAUGCUCUGUAAACAUUUCAGCAAUGCACAUUAGGGAUCAGUUUAUCCGUGGGCUACACAACGUACAACUUCAGACAGACAUUCUAGCCAAGGCUGGCAACCUCAAGACUAUCGAGGACAUUGUUAAGCAUGCCGAGGCGUUUGAGACUGCCCUUCGUGACCAAUCUCAAUUUCAACACUCUGCUGACGUUCACGCCGCUCGAGCUUCGCCAUAUCGCAAGCAAAAGCAACCGAACUUCCCACCUAACCAAACUUGCAAUGGUUGUGGUAGCAAAGACCAUGGCAUCCCUGGCAUGCCUCCUCGUCAUUCCCAUUGUCCCGCAUGGGGAAAGACAUGUAACUCCUGCAAGCGUCCGAAUCAUAUGUCUGUCGUAUGCCGACAGCCCAGCACAGCCAGUGGACUCAUUGCACAUGUGAAAUACCAAACUGAUGGUGAUACCUUCACUUCUGCUAAUGCAAUCCAAGAAAUUCAAGCCCACCUAACUCCUGAUAUGAAAGGGGCCACAACUGUUCCUCUUCAUAUCUUUCCUGACAGUGGUGCUAAUAUCUGCUUAGCUGGCCCAAAACAGCUUACCCAUUUGGGCUUAACUUCCCACCAGCUUCGCCCUUGUAACAAACGUGUUAAAACAGUCGGUGGCUCCAUUCUCACAUGCACCGGUUGGAUCCCUGUCAAGUUUGAGAUAGAGGGACAUGCUACUACUCAGCCCUUGUUUAUUUGCAACAAGGUCGAUCGCCUGUAUUUUAGUAAGCAGGGAUGUAUUGAAACAAGAAUCUUACCUCCACAGUACCCCCAACCAAUGGCUAAUUCGAUUUCAGCAGUUUCUACUCCUCCCACUGCACAACCACGUCCACCACCGCCUAAACCACCGCCCCAGCUCCCUUAUCCUGCUACGCCAGAAAAUGUCCCCAAGCUCGAAGCCUACAUUCGAGAGCAGUUUGCAAGCACCGCCUUCAACAACUCACCACCUUUCCCAUCUUUAUCUGGCCCGCCUGCUCAUAUCCACUUGCAACCUAAUGCUGUCCCUUACGCUCGACACACACCCAUCCCAGUUCCCCACCACUGGAAGGCCAAGGUCAAGGAGAGCUUAGACAGAGAUGUCCAACGAGGCAUCAUUGCCCCAGUACCUAUUGGAAGCCCUGUGUCAUGGUGUAGCCCGAUGGUCGUUGUCUCUAAGGAAGAUGGUUCUCCACGACGCACAAUCGACUUCCAGCGACUGAACGCUCAGUGUCAACGCGAAACUCACCACACCUCUACUCCAUUCCAACUGGCAUCCCAAGUACCAGCACACACCAAGAAGUCUGUUGUUGAUGCCGUGGAUGGCUUUCAUUCUGUGGCUUUAGAUAGCGAAAGCCAACCCUUAACCACGUUCAUUACAGAGUGGGGUAGGUUUAUGUACCUACGAAUGCCUCAAGGGUUUGUAGCCGCAGGUGACGCAUACACACGCCGUUACGAUGAAAUCAUAGACGGUGUCGCGCGGAAAGUCAAGAUCGUUGAUGAUACCCUCUUAUACGACCAGUCAAUUGAGCAAGCAUUUUAUCACAUGUGGGACUAUCUUACACUUUGUGCGAACAAUGGUGUUGUGGUUAAUGCUAAGAAAUUCAAAUUUUGCCAAAACACGGUCGACUUCGCCGGAUUGACAAUCACUCCCACUGGAGUCACCCCUUCUGCCAAAACCUUGUCGUCGAUCUGUGAUUUUCCUAGACCAACCGACCUUACCAGUGCAAGAUCCUGGUUUGGACUUGUGAAUCAAGUCGCUUGGGCCCAUGCUAUCAGCCCCAUUAUGCAACCCUUCCGUGAGCUUAUUAAACCAAAUCAAAAGUUCUACUGGGACGAUACCUUAGAUACUCUGUUCGAGUCAUCCAAGUCCGUCCUCAUCGACCUUGUGAAAGACGGGGUGCAAUCGUACGACAUCUCCCGAACCACCUGUAUCCAACCAGAUUGGAGUAAAGACGGGGUCGGUUACCUUCUGCUACAAAAGCAUUGUCGGUGUGCUAUUGUGUCUCCUGUUUGUUGCGAAAAUGGUUGGAAACUUAUCCACGCAGGAUCUCGUUUCACAAAUCCUGCUGAAAGCAACUAUGCACCCACAGAGGGUGAGGCAUUGGCAGUGGCCUGGUCCCUUGAACACUCCAGACUAUUCACUCUGGGGUGCCCUAACCUUGUAGUCGCAACUGACCACAAGCCGCUACUAGGGAUCCUCAACGACCGCGCCCUGGAUCGGAUCUGCAACCCGCGAGUACAACGCCUUAAGGAGAAGACACUUCCAUGGCGGUUUUCUAUCAUUCAUUGUCCGGGCAAGUGGACCAAGGGUCCCGACGCACUAUCCAGAUAUUCAACAACAAUUGCCGCGGCUCUCCAAGACAUCCGGGAACAAGUCUCAGAUUAUGAUAUGAUGCAAUGCAGCAACGUCGAAGAUGCUCCUCACAUGGCCAGUGCUUGUGCCCUUCAGCAGAUUGGUAGUGUUACGUUUGAUCAUAUUGUUUCUGCUGCUCGAUCAGAUACUGAAUAUCAGACGUUACUAAAGUUCAUUGCUCGCGGCUUUCCUGGGAAGCGCAACUUAGUGGAACCAGCAUGUAUGCGUAAGUACUGGGAAGUCCGCCAUCGCCUCUCAACCUUCCAAGGUGUUGCCUUGUUAGAUCAACGCCUGAUCAUUCCUGCGAAACUCAGAAACGUUGUCCUGAGCAAUUUACACUCAGCAAACCAAGGCACGACAGGCAUGAAAUUCCGUGCAUACCAGUGUGUGUAUUGGCCAGGCAUGGACAGAAGUAUACAAAUCCACCGUGAAACCUGUCAAGAUUGUAUUCGACAUGCACCCUCCCAUCAUGCGGAACCUUUAGUGCUAACUCCAAGUCCAUCCUACCCAUUUCAACAAGUGUGUGCCGAUUAUUUUCAAAUCGAGGGCCACUCAUAUCUCGCGGUUGUCGAUCGAUUCAGCGGCUGGCUUUGCAUCUAUGCAUUCAAAGCGCACGAAGUCAAUCAUCGGACUCUCCAGCACAUAUUCCGCGACCUUUUUAUCGCUUAUGGCGUCUCUGAAGAACUGAGCACCGAUGGUGGCCCACAGUUCACUGCUGAAGCUUUUCAGCAAUUCCUGAAGUUAUGGGGCGUCAAUCAUCGGCUUUCAUCAGCAUCCUACCCACAAAGUAAUGGAAGAGCAGAAGUGGCUGUUAAGGCUGCUAAACGCAUUAUUCACAACAACCGCUCGUCAGAUGGUGGACUUAACACCGAUACGGCUGCUCGCGCCAUACUCCAGUAUCGUAACACUCCAUUACCAGAUAUCGAGCUGAGCCCUGCCCAAAUUUUGCUUCACCGUCAACUACGUGACAGUAUUCCAGCCCAUCCUGCUCACUAUCAGCCCCAUAAGGAGUGGGUCCUUACAGCCAAGGAGUGUGAAAAAGCACUCAGCAAGCGAAAUCACAUCUUGGUCAAGAACCAUGAUACUACAGCAUGCAAGCUUCGGCCCCUUGUUCUUGGCACCAAUGUGGUCGUGCAAGGGGGAACCAAGAGAUGGGAGCAUACUGGCAGAAUCGUAGAAGUGUUACCCUAUCGGCAGUAUAGAAUUAGAAUGUUUCAUUCUGGAAGAGUGAUCCUCAGAAAUAGGCGAUUCCUUCGCGAAUACACAACAAUCCACCCAGAAGAUAUUCACCCCUUGUCCAUAGAACCACCAGCGUCAGCUCCUGCACCAUCUACUCCUGCUCUUGAGUCCGCACCUUCUACUCCUGCACCUUCUACUCCUGCACCACCUACUCCUGCACCACCUACUCUUGCACCACCUACUCCUGCACCACCUACUCUCGCACCCUCUACUCCAGCAUCACCUAUUCUCAUUCCCGAGUCAGAAUGUUCCGUCCCCAGUAGUUCUAACCUACCAACACAGUCUCAGGGAAUUGCACUAGGUGACAGUCAGCAAACAGCUGUCACACAAAAACUCCCAAGAGCUUUAAAGAACUUACAAAGCUUCAAUAAGCAAGGACUUAAAGAUCACUUCCCUCUAGGAGGAAGGAGAUGA
This is a messenger RNA of Paramuricea clavata, 4653 nucleotides long. The record is from the annotation of a GenBank genome assembly. NCBI's taxonomy places the organism in Eukaryota, Metazoa, Cnidaria, Anthozoa, Malacalcyonacea, Plexauridae.